Molecule: messenger RNA, 1227 nt
Organism: Neurospora tetraspora
Lineage: Eukaryota; Fungi; Ascomycota; Sordariomycetes; Sordariales; Sordariaceae
Product: peptidase A4 family-domain-containing protein
Exons: 4
Coding region: 145-1017 (290 amino acids)
Biological process (GO): proteolysis
Molecular function (GO): glutamic-type endopeptidase activity
Source: RefSeq, a predicted model, not a curated record
CCGUAAGCAGGUGAGUGAUGUGUGAUCUUAGGGAAGCCUUGGGUUUCCCAAGUUUGUUCGUUGCACGAAUCUCCUUACCUAAUCCAAAGCUUAGUUAGCUCUGUGUACUUUGUCUGGCUCCGGUCUGAAACAAACUUGGUUAAGAUGAAGAUGCCACCCUCCUCCCUUCUUCGCACCCUAUUCCUUGUGUCAGCAGUGGCCGGCUCAGCCAUUGCCGAGUUGACUUUUGUCGCGACAGCAAGACAAGGCGACAGAGAGAUUCCCAGCUCCGAGCUCGAAUUCGUACGCACCGCGCCCAGACGACACCAACGAAACUUUCAUGGCGAGCCUAGCCAGACAGAAACAGAAACAGUGGAGCUGGGGAAGAGGGACAUUACGGCUUAUGGCCCGAGCUGGUGCGGUGCGUCGCAACAGCUCGCUUCGCCUGAACAGCUCUCCAGCAUAUAUGGUGUCUUCAGCGUGCCGAACCUGAAACUGCGCGCGGGCUUGUCGGCUCCGCAGAAUGCGGCUGCGUGGGUCGGUGUUGACGGGGGAUCCUGUAACAGGGCGCUGCUACAGGCGGGGGUGACGACGUUGAUCGCUUCAAAUGGCCAGCAGAUCACAGAGGCCUGGUGGGAGUGGUGGCCGUCGGCUGCGUAUUCCAUCCCGAGCAUUCCCACUGCCCCAGGUGAUUGGAUGGCGGUCAAUAUCACCAUCACGUCGCCCACUUCUGCUGUGAUCAAAAUCGUCAACACCCAACGAGGAUACACGAUGUCCAUCAACGCUACGACCGGAGCGACUCUGUGUCGGACGGAUGCCGCGUGGAUCGUCGAGGACUAUUACGAUGGGGCUGGGGGCAUGAACAUGGCCAGCUUCAACGAUGUUUGGUUCGAGUAUACGGCAGCGACCACCGUCGGAGGCACCAAGCUGGGCGUGGACGGAGGGAUCUUCUGGAACAUCCAGAACAGCACUGGCCAGCUCAAGUGUACCUCUCAAAAGUACGACAACUCGAAUUUCGUUAUCCGGUCGUUGAUGUAGAAGUGUAGGUGGAAAGGGAAUCGUGGAAGACGAGUUGGGGUGGUACGUAGAUGGCCGUGUUUCGGUGGUUUGAGGAUGGUAUGUACGGAGCAACGAUCUAGGUAGAUCGAACUGUCAACUUGAUCCGAAAAUUGAAGCUUUUCGCACUUGGAAACGAUCGCUCUGAUCACUGACUGACGCGCGUAUCAGACUUUCAGGCACCGCCUCGUG